Ophidiomyces ophidiicola is the source of this 666-nucleotide messenger RNA. RefSeq lists its product as uncharacterized. The transcript is spliced from 3 exons. The record is from RefSeq and is a predicted model, not a curated record. The coding region runs from base 1 to 666 and encodes 221 amino acids. NCBI's taxonomy places the organism in Eukaryota, Fungi, Ascomycota, Eurotiomycetes, Onygenales, Onygenaceae.
AUGCGCUUAUAUAACCGGCUCCAGAUUGAAAAACCACAUAAGUAUUCACCUGGUCAAGAUGAUCAAAUAUGCCUUGUGAAAAAAGCGAAAAACGUCGGGGGAGUAGGAAGGAUUGUCGACAAGUAUUGUCCGAACAUAUCCCCAGAAAACCGCUUAGGGAUUUGUAUCAACCCAGAGAAGGUUAGAUUGAUUCCGAAUUUCAAUGAUCCUUAUACAUGGGAUGUGUCGACACCAAUACAGCACAUGUUUACGAAACAAUUGAGUGAACACCCAAUUUCAGCUGUCAGACUUCUGAGUAAGGAAGUGGGGAAAUCAUUUCAAGCAAUACCUUCUCGUAAUGUGUAUUUCUGUCGAUCGACAUGUCCAUCGCUUCCUAGACUCGGUAUGGAAAACGACAACUUGAAGGAAGAGUUGACUAUACAAAAUAUUCAGAUGGCAGCCGCAUUAGAGAAGGAAACUUUGGAAGCGGAGAUCAGCGCCCUCAGACUAUCCAAAGAGAAUUUGGAAGCAAGGAUUGAAAUUUUGGAGCAGGAUACUUGCUACUGGAGAAUACUUGCUGGAACUUACCAAGAAAAUAUGACUCGGUAUCAUCAAGUGCUUGCCGAUGCGCUUUCAAAGUUCCCAUUCUGGGAACCUGAUGCUGUAAAAGUGAAUUCAGUCAGUUGA